AUGGCUGUAGCGGAUGCAGAUUACCGAUUUGUUUACGCAAAUAUUGGAGCGUAUGGAAAGGACUGCGAUUCUAACGUUUUUCAAAAAUGUCAAUUGUGGAGAUCUAUUGUUAACGGCACCAUGGAUAUACCUGAAGACAAGUGUCUUCCAGGCUCGCAAGACCAAAAAGUUCCUUAUUAUUUAGUAGGAGAUGAGGCUUUUGGUUUACAUAAGCAUCUCCUAAAACCGUACGGUGGACAUAGUUUAACAAUCAAGAUGAGGAUAUUCAACUAUCGGUUAUCUAGAGCACGCAGGUACGUGGAAUGUACAUUUGGAAUAUUAAGCAACAAAUGGAGAAUCUUCCAUCGUGCAUUUAACUUAGAUCCAGACUUUGCUACGGAUAUAGUGAAAGCUUGUGUAGUUUUACACAAUUUCGUACGCGACCGAGACGGCUUUGAAACGGAAGAUAUGAUGUCUAUUACAGGACUUGAAAGUGACCCAGGAAAUCCCCCAGGGGAAAUGAGAAGAAAUCAGGCAACAGUCUCAGCCAAAAAUGUAAGAGAUGUACUCAGUAAUUACUUCAUGACUGAGAAUGGUUUAGUCCCUUGGCAGUUUUCAAAAAUCUAA
Myzus persicae (green peach aphid) is the source of this 606-nucleotide messenger RNA. RefSeq names its product protein ALP1-like. The record is from RefSeq and is a predicted model, not a curated record. The transcript has a single exon. Lineage: Eukaryota; Metazoa; Arthropoda; Insecta; Hemiptera; Aphididae. Bases 1 to 606 code for a protein of 201 amino acids.